CCACUACACCCAAAACGCUGUGAAGCCGGACGAAAAUUUCAAGUAAUAUUUAUUUCUAGAUGAGAUCGCAUUAAAACAUGACUAACGUUGAACCAGAAACUGUGCUGUACAGCAUAUUAGCAUUAGUGAUAAUAGAAAAUGCAUUGGAGAUCUACAUUUCCCUGCGCCAGGUAAAAGUGUACAGAACAGCUCUGCAAGUGCCGGGAGAACUACAGUCACAUAUGACCGAUGAAACUUUCCAUAAGGCGCGAAAAUAUGGACUCGAUCAGGAGAAUUUCGCUAUUUUUAAGGCGCUACUGAUGGAUGUCAUUUUGCUGUGUAUGGAGCUUUACAUCGGCUUGAUUGCGCUUGUGUGGCAAAUGUCCGUAGAUGUAGUGAAACGAUUGCACUGGGAUCAUGAAAAUGAAAUAAUUGUGAGCUGCGUGUUUGUGCUCAUAUCGAAUGUGAUGAGUACAUUCAAGUCAUUGCCGUUCAAGAUCUACAAGAUAUUUGUGCUGGAGGAAAAGCACGGCUUCAAUAAGCAGACGGCGGGCUUUUUUGCUUGGGACCAAGUGAAAGGUUUCUUGGUAGCUCAGGUGCUAAUGGUACCCAUUACUGCGGCAAUCAUAUUCAUAGUACAACGUGGCGGCGACAACUUCUUUAUUUGGCUAUGGCUGUUCACAGGCGUAAUAUCGCUGAUACUGCUUACGAUCUACCCUAUUUUCAUUGCUCCACUCUUUGAUAAAUACACACCUCUGAAGGAAGGCGCAUUACGCAAAUCCAUUGAAGAUCUGGCCGCCUCGCUAAAGUUUCCUCUAACCAAACUAUAUGUUGUAGAGGGCUCAAAGCGAUCGUCACACAGUAAUGCGUACUUUUAUGGCUUGUGGAACUCUAAGCGCAUUGUCCUUUUUGACACACUUCUGUUGAAUAAAGGUCAAGCAGACGAUUCACAGCUUGCUGAUGCUGAGAAAGGCAAGGGCUGUACCGAUGAGGAGGUGCUGGCUGUAUUAGGCCACGAACUGGGCCAUUGGAAGCUAGGCCAUGUCACCAAGAAUAUUAUUAUUAUGCAGGUGCAUUUAUUACUCAUGUUCCUAGUUUUUGGUUAUUUGUUCAAUUUUGCGCCUUUCUAUGAGGCGCUUGGCUUUGCGCCCGGCACAUGCCCCAUAUUAGUUGGGCUGCUUAUUGUAUUUACAUACGUUAUGGCGCCCUACAAUGCCAUUGUGAACUUUGCCAUGACUAUCCUUUCGCGGCGUUUUGAAUAUCAAGCCGAUGAGUUUGCAUUUAAUUUGGGCUUUGCCGACCAGCUGGGACGUGCACUCGUCAAGCUCAACUUGGACAACUUGGGUUUCCCUGUCUAUGACUGGCUCUACUCUACCUGGAAUCAUUCACAUCCCACACUCCUGCAGCGAUUGGCCCGUCUUAAGGAGCUUGGCCUUGACAAGAAGCUAAACUAAUCACAAAGCAAGACCAAAGCAACAAACUGAAAUAGGUAAUCGUGCAUUUUUAAUGUAUGUAUUUCUAUGUGUGUAUUUCUAAUAGCUUAUAUUUGAAAUAAACGUGGCUUCAGCUAGUAAAUACUUUAAA
Molecule: messenger RNA, 1563 nt
Organism: Scaptodrosophila lebanonensis
Lineage: Eukaryota; Metazoa; Arthropoda; Insecta; Diptera; Drosophilidae
Gene: ste24a
Product: CAAX prenyl protease 1 homolog
Exons: 2
Coding region: 78-1433 (451 amino acids)
Biological process (GO): CAAX-box protein processing
Cellular component (GO): endoplasmic reticulum membrane
Molecular function (GO): metalloendopeptidase activity
Source: RefSeq, a predicted model, not a curated record